Xiphophorus couchianus (Monterrey platyfish) is the source of this 4127-nucleotide messenger RNA. RefSeq names its product carboxypeptidase N subunit 2. The record is from RefSeq and is a predicted model, not a curated record. Gene Ontology annotation, molecular function: protein binding. The transcript has 2 exons. Bases 1929 to 3485 code for a protein of 518 amino acids. Lineage: Eukaryota; Metazoa; Chordata; Actinopteri; Cyprinodontiformes; Poeciliidae.
UGACCUUUAGAAGGAUGAAACAAAUGCUGUGAAGUAGAGAGAGAAAGUUUUUAAAGAUUGGAACCUGGCUUGAUGUUCUUUCCCUGUGGAUCACAGAAAGAAAAGAAAAAAACAACAGGUAUGCAGCCGUGCAUUCCCUUGGUAAGAACCUGGAGGAAAAGGGAGGAUCCAGGACUCUCACUGCCUUUCAUCCAGUGAAGAAGAAAAAUGGUGACACUAUGUGGACCUGAGCUUCUACUGCAAUGAAGGGAAUUGCUUAAAAUCCUUAAACUGGAGAAAAAAACAAUAAAAUAUCACUCAGACAUAAGUGGGGUUUGCCACACAAUCUCCAAAGUCUGUGCAAUUUUAGGAAUAUUCAUAGAAUAUCAUUCAAAUUAAAACCUUCACAUAUCACAAACACAUCGUUUAUAUUUAAUAUGCCGAGUAAUUUAUUUCUCAUUAUUUUGACGGUUAUUGAUUACAGAUAAGUGAAAACACAAAAUUCAGAUUCUUUGUAGAAUCAAGUAUUAUAUAAGUCCAAAUUUAUAUAUAUUUUUACUGUAUGAAUGUUAUAUUAUAUUGUGAUCUGUAUAGUCAUAGGGAAGACUGAUUGGUUCUGUUCUUAUCAGGUCUGACUUGGUCAUUAUAAAUCUGAAACAAACGUUACAUAUGGGGUUCCUCAAGGUUCCGUUCUCAGCCCCGUUUUGUUUACUGUGUUCUAUCCUCUGCUGAUCUCCUCGAUACCUCUCUGCAUUAAAGCAAUCAUAAAGGAGCCCAGACCAAGUACUAAGUGGAUAAUAUUGUACUGUACAUGGACAUAGUUUUUAGAGGGCUUACUAUAUUAAAAUCUUUCAGUCGUAUGUAAUAUUAAGUUUUUCUGAAUAACUUAAAUUAGCAGUAAAACAUAUUUAUCAAAAUGCCCAAAAUUAGGGCUGCAACUUAUGAUUAUUUUACUAAUCUUGGAUUCUGACAAGAUUCUGAGCAAUUGGAUUUAAAAAAACGCAUAUUUUAUACAAUAUCAAAAAUAGAUGUAAAAUGAAAUUUAACAAAUAUUUAAUUUCCUCUUUUAAAUAAUAAAAGAAACUUUUAUCUGCCUAAAAUGCAAUGUCAGAAUGUGUUUAGUGAAUCCUUGAUCAUUUGUAGACAAGGAAGCAUCUACAGCUAAAAAAAAUAUAUAUAUAUUUCUAACAUCAAAAAGUGAAAACAUCAACCCUUUCUGCUGGACUUAAUAUCAAUGCAGUUUUGGGUUGAUCUUUGGUUUUUGGAUUAGCCCAUUAGCAAUUAAAUAGUAAAAUGUGCUUAUAGAAUUUUUUUUUUUUUUUUUUUUACAGAAUUUGAACCAGAUAAAAGUAAAACUGCCACUUGAGGAGUUCUGGAUAGAACAUAUUUACAGACAAAAAAAAGGGUUUUCAUCUUAAAUUCAAAAUGGAUCUUUUUUUUGUACAGUUUUGUCUUUUUAGGGUCUGGAUUCUCCAGCAAACGGUCAUCUGAAUACUAAAUUAGAUGCUGAUUAUUUCAAUAAUUGAUUCAUCUGAUUAAUUCUCUCAUCCCUACUUGACAUCAGUAUCCAUAAAUAUUGGAACUAUUAUGAGGUUCUCUAUUUUAACUGAAUUAUUGACAUGAAUAGAUUUCUUGACGUAUUAUGAUGUGACCUGGAACUAUAAUCUGACACAGUGAGAAAAUCCUUUUCUCUUGAAUCUGUUUGCUUUGUUUUACUAAACCUCUGUGUUGUGUUUUGUUUUGUUUUGCUGAAACUAACAGUCCACUUAUCUCAGCAGUAAUCUUUUGUGAUGUUGGUCUGAUGAAAUCGUGGCAGCACCCAGGCUGCUGUCCAAAGGUUUUUAUCUCUCCUAAGUCAGGCUUGUUGUUUGCAGUCUGCGUCAGCUGCUUUGCCGAUCCACCCGCACAUUUAUCUCAGUGCUAUGGAAUCGCCGUAACACACAGUAACCAUGGACAGACAGUUGGGUCGGACUCUCCUGAUGCUGCUUCUCUGCCGUAUAGGCAUCAGCGCCUGUCCAUACAAAUGCCAAUGCUUCACUGAGCUUCAAGUGCUGUGUGCCGAUGAGAGGAUGUCGGCUUUACCCAGGGACAUCUCCAGACAGGUCAGGGAGGUUAUUAUAAUGACGUCCUCCUUGGCGUACCUCUUUUCCCACUCGCUGAUGGAGAGCCCACAGCUCACCAAGCUCAUCUUCCUAAACAAUGCCCUGAAAAGUAUCCACUUGAGCGCGUUUGAGGAUCUGACCGAGCUCCAGGAACUGGAGAUCAGCGGGAAUUCCCUGCUGGAUCAUCUCUACCUGGGAACCUUCUCCAAGCAGGAGAAGCUAACCAAACUGCUGCUCAACUACAACAGCCUGAAAACAAUACUUCCUGGGCUGUUUGACCCUCUGACACAGCUGGAGGUUCUGCAGAUGAAGAGCAACGUGUUGUCAGAUCUACCUCCGUUCCUUUUCCGGAACCUCAGCUCGCUGCGCGUUCUUGAUCUCUCCCAAAACAGAAUCCAAAAAGUCACAGGAGAGACCUUUUCUGGCCUGGCCAGUUUGGAGAUUCUGAAGUUGGGCAACAACCUCAUUGGCAACCUCACGUCUGACACGUUCCGCAACACUUCGCAGCUCAUCGAGCUUCACCUAGAGUGGAACGGGAUAGCGCAGCUCAACGACGGCGUCUUCUCUGCGUUGGCAAACCUGAGUGUGCUGAACCUCCGUGGGAACCGCCUGACAGCCUUCGCCGAUAAAGUCUUCGGAGGGGAGCCAACAAAUCUAACAGAGCUGAACCUCAAAAGCAACAGACUGACUGAGUUGUCUCUGGAGAGCCUGAUCUCACUGACAGAUCUCACGUUGUCGGACAACCAGCUUUCCAGCCUCACAGAAAACCUUUUCAGAAAUCUAACCUUCUUGGAGAGCCUGGACCUGUCUGACAACCAGCUCACCUCUCUGCCUGAAGGGAUCUUUAAAAACCUGUUGAGCAUUUUGGUGAUCAACUUCCACAAUAACAGCCUGACUGAGCUAGACUCCAAACUGUUUCAGGACCAGAUUUUACUUAAGAGGCUCUACCUGUCCGACAACAAGCUGGAGACGCUCCAGCUGGGACUUUUCGAUCAAUUUAUCUUGCGGCCAACGGUGAGGCUUCACGGGAACCCCUGGAGGUGCGAAUGCCAGCUGUGGUAUCUUCACGACUGGCUAAUGCAGAACUUACAGGACGUGGAGCUGUCGGACCUGGUGGCCUGCGAGAGGCCAGACUCUCUGAGAAAACGAACCCUGGUUUCCAUCAGCAGGGAUCAGUUGGUCUGUCACCUGCCGGCAGACCGGAUGCCUGAGCCGAACUCCUGCAGCCUGCAAGUAUCUAACGACACCGUGGUCGUCAGGUGCAGCGUGGAAAAGUGCUCUCCCCUGACGGUUAAAGUGCAGUUUCAAGAGGAAAAUGGUGAGGUUAGGGAGCACAUUUUGGAAAAAGAGUCUGAUAAAGCUCAAUGUAGCAAUGAGACGCUGAGAGAGAGCACCAUCGAUUAGCUUCAAGGACUUUGUCCAGUGAUCAAAUUCUUUCUUCACACCAGGGGUCGAUGAUGUUGCCUGACUGUUAGUCAGCACUGUAAGCAAAUAUCUGACUCCCCGACUGAUAACCAGUAUGAAGAAAUGCUGCUAGAUGAGAGAGUGUGGAUAAAGCUCUUUUUGUGCAAACUUUAGCUAGUUGUUUUUUUAUUUAAGGUCCUGCAGUGAUUUAAAAGAACGAGUACUGAUAAAACAGAAAAUGUGCAUAUGUAUUUACUCAGAUGCCCCUAAAUAAAAUUUAGUGCAACAAAAUGUCUUCAGAAGUCAUCCAAUCACAAAAGUCCACCUGUGUGUAAUUUAAUCCUGGACACACUUGCUCCAGUGAGCUAAUAUCUGAGCUACCUUUUGGCUCAGCGCUUUAGCAUUUUUUUGCUAACCUUGAAAACAUUUGCCGCGCGUAGUUUCCCAAGUUUAUUUUCCGGAAAAUAAACUUGGGAAAUACAAUCUAACUUAAAAUUCUUUUUUUUAUGACCUUCCAGGUGAAUACAUUUUGACAUCUGAAUAAAAAAGUAAAACUUCUGUUUGACCUGUGUUUUUAAUUUGAUCAUUUUGUGGGAGUUGCUACUUUUCUUAAAUUCAGUGGCAUAAAUUGGACAAAAAAAA